ACUCAUACAGAGAAAAGAGAAGGGCACACAGAUGAACAGUUUACAGUUGUGCUUAAGUGAGCCGAGGAAACUCUUUAAUUUGGCGGCAACGCAAACAAUAUUGCGAAAAGGGCUGUGAGUUUAAACUUCGGUAAGCAGGAAUCACAAGAGAAACGAAAAGAAAGCUGAUGAGUUUUUGAAAUUCAGUGCACUGAAACUGUCAUAGUGAAGAAUGCAUCAAGAAACGAGCUCGAAGUAUAGUCAUCUUAAGAAAAGAGCAAAGUUCGCAUCAGGGAAAUCUGACAAUUCGUCCAGGGAAAACACUAAAACCCUAGAUUUUAAGGAAAAGGGGUUUCGGGGGGAUGAUAGGAGAGGUCAAAGUAGAAGAGUUAAAACUGAUAGCGUGGGCUCCAAUGUUGAAGAUGAGAGAUAUAAGCGAAGAAGCGAUAGCGAGAGGAAUGGUAGUAUGAAAUCAAAGAAUGAUGAUUAUCGAAGUAAAAGAGUUGAGCGUGAUGGUGGAUUCUCUUUUGACGAUAAAUCACGUAACACAGAUAGUAGGGGAAGAGGCUUGAAAUCAAAUUACAGAGGUCGAAAAGAAGGGGGAGUUGAGAGGAAUGAAACUAAUGGUUUUGCAGGAAGAGAUUUUGACAGGAAGAAGAGGGUUUAUACUAAUAAGUUCACUAAUGGUGAAACCAAGUUUCAUGACAUCGUGAAGGCUCCUGGUAAUAAAAGGGAAUCACAGGAGGAAAGAGGUGAUACAAGAAAAAAUGAUGAACAUGGUGAGAACAGGAAUGGUUUCUUGAGGAAAAAUAGAGGAGCAAAAUACGAAACUAGCAAGCAGACAAGUUUUACAGAGGAUCAUGAAUAUGGAAAGAAGAAACUUCAAAACAAGAAGAACAUGGCUGAUGAUUCAAUGGCAAUGUUUGAUCGACCAAAAAGGAAGAGGCGAUUAAUCCGUAUAGAAUAUCCAAAUGACACUGCAAAUAAGCGGUUUGACAAUACCCCACCUACAAUUGAUAAUACCACAGAGCAAAAGGAAGAUCCAGAAGACACUGAAGAAAAUGCUGAGAUGUCAAAAAAUGCACAGUUUCGUGCCAUACAACUAAGCCCUUCUAUCAUAACAUUUGUGAAUGAAAAUUUAUUGGGGCGUAGGCGUGAACUUGAGUUCAAGAAAGCAGGAUACAAUAUUGAACUUCCUUCCCCUUUAGAUAACAUUCCCUUCUCUACAAACACAGAAAGAGAGAGAAUUGAAGAAUCAGUUUUCAGAAACAAACUUGCAUUCUUUGCUGCUGCAAAAGUUUCUUCAUCUUUCCCAUCUCCUGAUCUUCCAGAAAUUGCAUUUGCAGGUAGGUCAAAUGUUGGGAAAUCAUCUUUGCUAAAUUCACUUACAAGACAAUGGGGUGUUGCAAGAACAUCAGACAAACCUGGCCUCACUCAGACUAUAAACUUUUUCAACCUUGGAUCAAAGCUCUGUUUAGUUGAUCUGCCUGGAUAUGGUUUUGCUUAUGCAAAAGAAGAAGUCAAGGAAUCAUGGGAAGAGCUUGUGAAAGAGUAUGUAACUACCCGUGAAGGCCUAAAAAGAGUAUGCCUUUUAAUCGAUACAAAAUGGGGUAUGAAGGCAAGGGAUCAUGAACUUGUUGAGUUGAUGGAAAGGUCCAAAACGAAAUACCAAAUAGUAUUGACAAAAACGGAUUUAGCAUUUCCUGUUGAUGUGGCUAGACGCGCUACGCAAAUUGAGGAGAGUCUUAAAACAAAGAAAUCUGCUCUUCAGCCCUUGAUGAUGGUUAGCUCAAAAACCGGAGCUGGGAUUAGAAGUUUAAGAACAGUGCUUUCUAAUAUAUCUCGAUUCGCAAGAUUCUAGCAUUAUUUAUUAAAUGUAUUUGUUUUUAUUUCUCAAAGUAUUGCUACAAAUUCAUAAAAUAUUUGAUAGUUGCAUUCAAAUUUGUUACAAAUACUACAAGUAGUGGGGUGUUAGAUUUAUGAUAAGAUUAACACCAUUAAUCUUGAAUUUUGAUGGCUUUAAGUGUUUGAUCUUGAAAGUCAAAAGCUAUGUGUAGUUUGUUUUUUGGUUGGUGAAGCCUCAAAACUACUCCUUCAUUGGUGUUGGACAUC
Lactuca virosa is the source of this 2091-nucleotide messenger RNA. NCBI's taxonomy places the organism in Eukaryota, Viridiplantae, Streptophyta, Magnoliopsida, Asterales, Asteraceae. The record is from the annotation of a GenBank genome assembly.